GCAGCGGCGGCGCCGCCACGAUGUUAACCGACAGCCUGGUGGAGGAGUUCGAGAUCCGCGAGGAUGAGCCCUGGUACGACCAGCAGGACCUGCAGCAAGAUCUCCAUCUUGCUGCUGAGCUUGGGAAGACGCUAUUGGACCGGAACACAGAGCUGGAGACAUCUCUUCAGCAGAUGUACUCAACCAAUCAGGAGCAACUACAGGAAAUAGAGUAUCUUACAAAGCAGGUGGAACUUCUGCGUCAGAUGAACGAUCAACAUGCCAAAGUCUAUGAACAGCUCGAUGUCACUGCCAGAGAACUGGAAGAUGCUAAUCAAAAGCUAGUUGCUGAUAGUAGAUCCUCACAGCAAAAGAUACUAAGCUUAACUGAGACAAUUGAAAGUCUUCAAACGCACAUCGAUGACCUCCAGAAACAAGUCGAUGAGCUAAAGAAUUCUGGGCAAGGCCACGUGAACCGUGAAAGGUCUGAACAGCCAAGAUCUGUUCACAGUUUUUCGUGUCUAAAGGAAUUGUAUGACCUUCGCAAGUAUUUUGUUUACGACCACGUUUUUGCGGAAAAAAUUACUUCUAUGGAUAGUCAGCUGAGUCCUCUAGAGGAAGAAAAUCAGAACUUAAAAAAGGCAAUGACUCUCUUGCAAGCUCAGCUCAGCUUGGAAAAAGAGAAGAGGAUGACAAUGGAGGAAGAGUACAGUCUCAUGCUGAAGGAAAACUGUGAUCUUGAGCAGAAGCUGGUGGAUAUCAAUCUAUACCGAGCCAGAGCUGAAGAGCUUGAGGUGGAAGUGGCUGAAAUGAAGCAGAUAUUUCAGUCUGAAAACACAUUUGUUAAUGGGGUGGAAAAGCUUGUUCCAGAGUCCUUUUUUAUUUCCUUUAAAGACUCUUUAGACAGAGAACUGAGUCAGAGCCCUCCUGAUGGGUUGUCUUUAAUUGUUCCAGAAUUUGACAAAAGGGCUCUCAGAAGAAGCAGCAGUGAGACUUUUCUUGGCAGUGCUGCAGGUGGGGACCUUCUAAAAGGCCACGAAGAAACCUGUAUCCGGCGGGCAGAAGCUGUGAAGCAAAGGGGCAUCUCCCUGCUUAAUGAGGUUGAUGCACAGUAUAACGCCUUGAAGGUCAAAUACGAAGAACUUCUGAAGAAAUGCCAAAUAGACGAAGAGUUGUUGAAACACAAGGCUGUGCAGACCUCUAAACAGUAUUCCAAAGAUGCAAAUGUGGGGAAUGUAUCCUUGGACACAUGUGCUAGAGAACCCGAAUCCACUAACGCUGAUCCAAUCAGCUUAUCUUCAAAUACUCCUCCUGAAUACAAACUUCUCUUUAAGGAAAUUUUUAGCUGUAUCAAGAAAACCAAACAGGAAAUAGAUGAACACAGAGCAAAGUAUACAUCUCUGUCUUCUCGGCCUUAACAGCUUUGUUUCCCUGUUGAUGUGUGCCGAUACUACCUUAGGAAAGAAUUUUUCCUGAAAUAGCCCUUCAAUGUUUCACAUGAAACACAAUGUUGCAUGUCUGUAUUCUUCCAGGGUGUAUGUAAGUUGACUUUUGUUAAAGUUGUAGAAUGGGUUGGGUCCACCUGAUUAGUUAUCUGUAUUUGGAACACGGUUGCUUCCACCAAAUGAUCAACUGAAUUACUCAGGGCCAGUUACUGACUAAGAUUAACUGACAAAUUACACGAUUCAGUAAAGCACUCUAAUACUGGUAAUAUAGUUCAGUCUGCAAGAGAAAUGAGAACCAAGCAGUAGUUUGCAUGUAUACAGCUGCCAGCCUUGGUCUUCCUGUGGCCACAAGUUGGAAAGUAGACAUUCUUCUGUAGUGUUGCAAUUAUCUUAUACAAUGGCAAUUAAGCCACUAAGCAUGGUAUAAAGUUAAAUUAAAA
Messenger RNA from Elgaria multicarinata webbii, 1864 nucleotides. It is a transcript of the gene CDR2, whose product is annotated as cerebellar degeneration related protein 2. The coding region runs from base 21 to 1397 and encodes 458 amino acids. NCBI's taxonomy places the organism in Eukaryota, Metazoa, Chordata, Lepidosauria, Squamata, Anguidae. The transcript is spliced from 5 exons. The record is from RefSeq and is a predicted model, not a curated record.